AUGUCUCGAUGUUUGUCGUACUCAAAUGCAAGUAAUAUAUACCGAAAAGGCUUUUGUUCAACAUCAUGUUUUGCUACAGCUGCAGUGCAGGCAAAAACAUUUUCAAGACCUGACAAACCGAAUAUCGUUCUUGUAGAUGCGGUACGUACACCAUUUGUGCAGUCAGGGACGGUAUUCAAAAAUAUGAUGGCUUAUGAUUUACAACGUUCUGCUUUGCUUGCAGUUUUACCUGCAUUGUUUACAGCAUUGGUCGACCGAACAAAAGUAAAUAUAAAUGAUGUUGGCCAUAUUGUUUGUGGUACUGUGAUACAAGAAUGUAAAACGAGUAAUGUCGCACGCGAAGCUGCUUUAACAGCUGGUUUUUCUGAUAAAAUACCAGCCCAUACAGUUACAUUGGCUUGUAUUUCUUCAAAUGUUGCAAUCACAAAUAUUAUGAAUCUUCUCGCUACUGGAUAUUGCAAUGUGGGUAUUGCUGGUGGCGUUGAGUUACUUUCCGAUGUGCCUAUCCGUUACAACCGGAAAGCUCGUUCAGCCAUGUUGUCUUUAAACAAAGCUAAAAAAGUUUCUGAAAAGCUGAAAGUUCUGAAAGAUGUUGCUAUUAAUUUAUUUACACCAGAAUUACCAGCUGUUGCUGAAUUCACUUCUGGUGAAACCAUGGGUCAUAGUGGUGAUAGAUUGGCAGCCGCAUUUGGUGUAACUAGACGUGAACAGGAUGAAUUUGCUCUUCGUUCGCAUGCACUUGCUGAUCGAGCUAUAAAAAAUAAUCUUUUAUCAGAUGUUAUAUCAGUUUUUGUUCCUGGUAGAAAACCAGCUAUUGUUCAUAAAGAUAAUGGUAUUCGUACUUCGUCGUUAGAAAAACUGUCACAAUUAAAACCAAGUUUUGUAAAACUGCAUGGGACCAUUACUGCUGGUAAUUCUUCGUUUCUCACUGAUGGUGCUUCUGCUUCACUUAUUAUGACGGAAGACUAUGCAUUAAAAAAAGGUUAUAAACCAAAAGCUUAUUUACGAGAUUUUCAAUAUGUUGCACAAGAUCCCACGGACCAGCUUCUACUUUCCCCAGCUUACGCUAUUCCAACUUUGUUAGAAAAGGUCGGGCUAACUUUAAAUGAUAUUGAUGUUUUUGAAAUUCAUGAAGCUUUUGCUGGACAGAUUCUGGCGAAUUUAAAUGCAAUGGAUUCCGAUUAUUUUUGCAAAGAAAUGUUGAAGCGAUCAUCAAAAUAUGGACGAAUACCAGAAGAAAAGUUGAAUACUUGGGGUGGUAGCAUUGCGCUUGGACAUCCAUUUGGUGCUACUGGCGUACGUCUAGUUUCCCAUGCAGCAAAUCGUCUCCAGCACGAACAAAAACAUUUGGCAGUAGUAUCAGGUUGCGCUUCAGGGGGACAUGGCAUUGCAAUGUUAAUUGAAAAUUAUGCAAAAUAA
Messenger RNA from Thelazia callipaeda (thelaziosis nematode), 1419 nucleotides. The record is from the annotation of a GenBank genome assembly. Lineage: Eukaryota; Metazoa; Nematoda; Chromadorea; Rhabditida; Thelaziidae.